This is a messenger RNA of Paramecium tetraurelia, 912 nucleotides long. RefSeq lists its product as uncharacterized. The record is from RefSeq and is a predicted model, not a curated record. Gene Ontology annotation, cellular component: membrane. The transcript has 5 exons. Gene Ontology annotation, molecular function: palmitoyl-(protein) hydrolase activity. NCBI's taxonomy places the organism in Eukaryota, Ciliophora, Oligohymenophorea, Peniculida, Parameciidae.
AUGCAACUAAAAAUAUCUGCAAAUUUCGUUGAGCUCUAUCUAAAUUAGACUCCUUGUGGAAUUGGACCCUUAGCUGCUUUACUUUUUGGUGUCAAGAUGUUCCAAGAGAGUAUAUUAUACGUACCAACUGUUGAUGGAUAACAGACAUCAAAAUAAAAUCCACCGAAUUAUCGUUCUCCAGCUGCCAGAAACCUAAAAUUUUCGCCAAUAUCCAUAAAACAUGAUAGUAUUGAAUUGAAAGGGUGGUUCAUAUAAUAGGAAUAAUCAGCUCAGGCCCCUACAUUGAUAUUUUUCCAUGAGAAUGCUGGAAAUCUUGGAUAUCGCUUAGACUAUUUUGAGAAAUAUUACUAUAACUUAAAAUGUAAUAUCGUUGCUGUAGCAUAUCGAGGAUACGACGAAAGUUCAGGUAAUCCAAAUCAAAUAGGGAUUCAAAAGGAUGCUAUUGCUAUUGUGAGAUACGUUUUCACAAAUUUAGAAAUAGACAAAAAUAAUGUUUUUAUACAUGGAAGGAGUCUUGGUGGAGCAGUUUCCAUUUAUGCAGCCAACUAUUUUUAGGAUUCUAAGAAAGAGAAAAUAAGAGCCAUCAUCUUAGAGAAUACUUUCACUUCAAUUAAUGAUGUUGUCAAUGAUUUAGUUCCUAAUCUACCAAUUUCACAUCUCCUAUUUUCAAAGAAUCAAUGGAGAAGUUGUGAUACCAUUAAAAACAUCAAAUUGCCCAUUCUAUUUAUAUCAUCUGGUUAGGACGAAUUAGUUUCCUACAAUCACAUGAAAAGGCUAAUUGAAUUAUCUGAAAAUUCUGAGUUGAAGCGAGAAUAUCAUAUAGCUGAUGGGGAUCACAAUGGAAAUUGGAUGAAGGAUGAGGGAGCAUAUUUCUAAAAUAUUUAAUCAUUCUUUCAAAGCAUAACAAAUUGA